Messenger RNA from Amblyraja radiata (thorny skate), 1166 nucleotides. RefSeq names its product PICALM interacting mitotic regulator (gene pimreg). The coding region runs from base 89 to 931 and encodes 280 amino acids. The transcript has 5 exons. The record is from RefSeq and is a predicted model, not a curated record. Lineage: Eukaryota; Metazoa; Chordata; Chondrichthyes; Rajiformes; Rajidae.
GACAGUCAGAGAUAGAGGCAGACACACACAGACAUAGAUAGACAUACACAUACAGAUAGACAUACACAUACACAGACAGACAGACAGUAUGGAGUGUGGGUUGAGCCGCUGGCGGCAGCGGCAGCAGCACCGGCCGCUCCAGGAGAGCGGGGACAGGCGGGUUGAGGUUGCGGGGCGGCGGCGGUGCCGGGGGCUGGGGGCAGCGUUGAGGACGCGGCUGCCGCUGGGUCGGGUGGAUGACAACGCUGAGCCCAGUCCGGGCCGGCACAGUGCGGGCAGCAGCAACAAGCCCCGCGCCUUGCACAGUCUGGGGCGCUCCGCCAGGAACACAUGGGGCAAUGUCUCGCAGAGACUCCAGAAGAGGCGACAGGGUCGGGGUGAGUUCCUGGUGGUCACUCCGUCGAAGCCCCAGACUCCACGGGGCCGCCGCUGCGGUCCGGCCUCUAGGCGGCGGUCUUCUCCCCGGACCCCUGUGGGCGGGGGUCUCCGCUGCUCCCCACCCAGCGGGACCCCCACCCCCACGGGCUCCAAGGCCAAGUGGAGCGACAUCGCCCUCCUCCUGGGCAAGGACGGGCUUCCCUUGAGGAGAUCGGUUCGAGCGGCCGCAUUGAAGAGUCCGUACGGAUCGCCCAGGGGAACCAUCAGGCAAAGGCAGUUUGACCGAGAUCUGGAAUCGGUGUCUUUUGGGAUUGGCCAGCUGCAGCGUUUGUCCCAGGUCUUCGAUGAAGCCAUUACCAAGGAAGAAAGAGCACGAGCCGUUGAAAACUACCGCCGCGUCAUGUCAGAAAACAUUCAGGUCUCGGAGAUUCGGGCGAGGAAACUGUCCUCUUCAUCAGUCAGAAGAACAACGAUCAGGCUCCGCUCUGCGCUCAGCUCCUUGGCCGACGAGGCUUUAGCCAACGUGGCAGAGCGGCGGAGAGAACGGAACUGAUCGGCAACUGUGCUCGAACUGCUUCCAUGUUGGAAUUCCGCUUCCAAGAUGGCGCCCAAGACGGGCGACCAUUGGCGUGCCAGCCACAGAAGCAGAUCUACAACCAAUCGCUCCGUAAAUCUCUACUCCGUCAGCAACAUUCCUUAUUGGCCUGUCCCACUUACGCGACUUUUUCGGCGACUGCCGGCACCCGUCACAGGUCGUUGCAGGUCGCCGAAAAUGUUCCACGUGUUGC